Molecule: messenger RNA, 2018 nt
Organism: Myzus persicae (green peach aphid)
Lineage: Eukaryota; Metazoa; Arthropoda; Insecta; Hemiptera; Aphididae
Product: mitochondrial proton/calcium exchanger protein-like
Exons: 10
Coding region: 1-1971 (656 amino acids)
Biological process (GO): intracellular monoatomic cation homeostasis
Cellular component (GO): mitochondrial inner membrane
Molecular function (GO): ribosome binding; calcium ion binding
Source: RefSeq, a predicted model, not a curated record
AUGAGUUUAACAAGAGUUGUUAAAUUGGUGAUACGACCCAACAGAAAUUUGUAUACGUAUAACCUUAACAAAAUUCAGGCCAUUUGUUUGAAUUCACAUCUAUGUGCAUUUUCUAAUAAUUAUUUUUACUCAAAUAUUGCCUCAAAUCAAUUACUCCCAAUAUCCUAUACCACAAUUCAACUAAAUCCUCAAAUUCGUCAAAUAUCAUAUACAUCGUCACUAUUAUCGAAAAAUCAAUGUUCCAAAAUUGAAGAAGCUGUGAAUGCAGUCAAAAUAAAAUGUCAAAAAAAAGAAGUUAAUACAAAAAAACCUAAAAAGUCAUUGAAACAGAGAAUUAUUGAUGAACUUUAUCACUAUUAUUAUGGUUUUAAACUUCUGGGACUCAACACUAAAAUCUCCUUUAAAUUGGCAAUUAAAAAAUUGAGAGGUAUUGAAUUAACAAGAAGAGAACAUAAAUUAUUCGUUCAAACUAUGGCCGAUCUUUUCCGGUUAUUACCUUUCUCUGUGUUCAUUAUCGUUCCAUUCCUAGAAUUCACUUUGCCUGUUUUUUUAAAGAUUUUUCCGGGUAUGUUACCAACUACAUUUCAAACAAAGGAUCAGGAGGAAGCAAAACUCAUACAAUCCCUCAAAGUCAAACUCGAAAUGGCUAAAUUUCUUCAAGAGACUUUAGACAAUAUGUCUGUGUGCGGUAAAGGGCACACGAGUGAACUAGCUCUAGAAUUUGCUGACUUUUUCGCAAAAGUAAGAAAAGAAGGUGUUGUUAUACCAGCUGAUGAAAUGCUUAAGUUUUCAAAGCUGUUUAAGGACGAAAUUACCAUUGACUCACUACCCCGACCACAAUUGGUUGCCCUUUGUCGAGUGCUCGAACUACAACCAAUUGGGACCUCAAGCGUUUUGAAAUAUCUUCUGACUCUUAAACUUCGAUCAUUAAUAGUUGAUGAUAAGAUGAUUCAAAAAGAAGGCGUUGAUUCUCUGACGUUUAGUGAGCUUCAAGAAGCCUGUAAGUCUCGUGGUAUGGGUGCUUAUGGCCUCACUGAAAACCGCCUAAGACAACAGCUAACUCAGUGGAUAGACUUAUCACUCAAUGAAAGAGUUCCUCCUUUAUUACUUCUCCUCUCUAGAGCAUUUAGUCUUACGCCUAAUAUUCCAACUAAUGAUUUAUUAAAAAAAGCAAUUACUGCUUUGCCAUAUGGUGUUGGUGCAUCAACUGAGGCUGAUUUGUGUGAGCGCGAUGGCGCUAUUGAUAACAAGGCGAAAUUGAAAGCAAUAGAAGAAGAGGAACGUAAGGCAAAAGAAGAAAUAGAAGAAUGUAUGAGAGAAAAGAAAAAACAACGAGAUGAUGCUGACAAAGUAUGCUGCAAUAUAGUUGAUAAGGCACCUGUCUUAACAGAUACAACUGGAAUUGAAGGAGAAGAUACAUCAACUGUUUUAAAAACACUAGAAUGUGCUUUAGAAAAUAUGUGCUCAGAACAAAAUAAAUUAAUUGUUGAAAUAUCAGAAAUCUGUGAAUUAAAGGAUGAACUUAAAUGUUACCAAAAAGAUAGAAAUGAUCUUCAAGAAGUAAUGCAAUCUACGAAAAAAGAACAAGUUAAAGAAUCAGAGCCAGCUAAACAAUUAUUUAAUGUACUCAUUAAGAUAAUAAACGACAUAGAUCAGGUCGUCAGUAAGUUGGAGAAAACAGAAUUAGUCAGUGCAAAUAUUACUAUCGAUGUUGAAUCAAUCAAGAUUGACGAACUGAUCGCAGCAGUACGAAAAUUACAAAAUGUACCGGAUGAAUGCAAAAUACAAAAAAUUCUUAAAAUUCUGUCUAAAAUUGACAAUGAUAAAGAUGGUUCAAUAAGAUUAGAUACUUUGUUGAAAAUACUGCGUCUGAUUGGUGAUGUAAAUACGAAUUUAUCUGAUAAAACAAUGGAUAUAAUAAUGCAAAUAGUUAUUAAAGAGAAAAACAUGACAAAAAGUGGCAGUUCCUAACUAUCUUAGACGUUUGUGGUUUGUUUUAUAUUUGCUAUUUUCACCGU